GUCCCUCGUCGAUGGCCACUAGCGGCGUUGCUGCCCUCUGCUUGUUGGCCAGAAGAUCGGCGAGGGCCGUGGCCAAGCGACGACAUAGGACCCCGCAGACUGCCACGCCUAGUAGAGGGGUUCAGGUGUCAACGGGGCUUGAUGUGCCAGAGGAGAUCCAAGACAUUGGCGUGGCGGGCCGCGACGUGGACACCCCGCACUGGUCGCAACGGCCCAUGGAGGAUGCGCAGGGCGGGUUGAGGCUGGAGCAGCUGGACUGGCCCAACGUGCACGGAAUCUCCUGUGGCGCCUCAGGGGUUCUCUUUCUCUAUGAGCUGGUGAGGUUCUGCUUGGGUCAAGCACCUUCGGACCUGGAGUGCUAUGCUGCUGCCUUGAUCUAUGCCGUGAUCUAUGCUUCCAGGUUUGAUGGAAUCCGAACGUUGGCACCACACUUCCGAGUGACCUUCUAUGCCACCACGGGAUGGUGCAUCUACUACAUCGCCCACUUGUUGGCAGCGACCAAUCCAGCCAUUUUUAGCCACUGGGUUUAUCCCACAGGAGUUGUGUUCUUGGCCAGCAGCAUCUACUUCUACAAGCACUGGAUCGAGCGAAUGUACAGGCACUUUGUGGAGGACCGAUUUCGGCCCUACUAUGUGCCCGGACUCGUUGGACUCAUGUAUUUCCAUUGGCUCGAUACAGUGGACAUGAUGAAUCAAUGGCUGGAUCCGCAGUACUGGGAGCACGUGGUGGUGGACCUACCGGACCAAGCCUGGACGAUUGCUGAUGUGAGACUCACCGGUCUUUUCAUGUCCAGCAUGGCGCUCUUUAUGAUCACCUUGCACAACAAGGGCGUCCUCACGGGUGGCAAGAACACCUUGAUCACGGUCCUCUUCACCAUCUUUGUGCCGGCCUUGUUCCUGACCGGGACUCAUGCAACGCUGCAGGCCAGCUUCCCUUGA
Messenger RNA from Cladocopium goreaui, 938 nucleotides. The record is from the annotation of a GenBank genome assembly. Lineage: Eukaryota; Dinophyceae; Suessiales; Symbiodiniaceae.